Ictalurus punctatus (channel catfish) is the source of this 1269-nucleotide messenger RNA. It is a transcript of the gene rhoga, whose product is annotated as ras homolog family member Ga. Gene Ontology annotation, biological process: regulation of cell shape; establishment or maintenance of cell polarity; actin filament organization. Gene Ontology annotation, molecular function: GTPase activity; GTP binding; protein kinase binding. NCBI's taxonomy places the organism in Eukaryota, Metazoa, Chordata, Actinopteri, Siluriformes, Ictaluridae. The coding region runs from base 434 to 1006 and encodes 190 amino acids. The transcript has 2 exons. The record is from RefSeq and is a predicted model, not a curated record. Gene Ontology annotation, cellular component: cell cortex; cell projection; plasma membrane.
CAUCUCUUUUAAACAGCACUAACACACACAAAGUCUUUGUGUCUUUUACAAAGAACAUGCAUGUUCUUCUUCCUCACGCUAUAGACAUGUAGAGUAGCAUGGUCUUCAGAAAUCUCAUAGCGUCUACAGUGUUUUACUGGCUAAUAAUUUUGCUCUAGUUAUCUUUACUCUAGUUAUUUCGCAAUCCUGUUACACACAGCAGAAGACUUAAAAAAAAAAAACUCCUUCUGAGACAGACUGCUUCCUGAAAAUGACUGCGUUGCUCAGUCACCACAAUGUGAAUGUAGCUGACAUGGCGGUAUAGUGGUAUAGUGGUGUGGGUGUGAAGGACAAAUUUGUUGUCGGAGGAUUAAAUAAUUCUGUACAGAUAAAGCGCAGCACGCUACAGACACAGGAUCACAUUGCUCUGGGUGUCUGAAGAAGCUGGACCAAAAUGCAAACUAUCAAGUGUGUGGUGGUUGGCGAUGGAGCUGUGGGGAAGACCUGCCUACUAAUCUCUUACACCACCAACGCCUUUCCUAAAGAGUACAUCCCUACUGUGUUUGACAAUUACAGCUCAGAGAUCACAGUGCAGUCCAAACCCAUCAGUCUUAAUCUAUGGGACACAGCCGGUCAGGAAGCAUAUGACCGUCUCCGAACCAUUUCUUAUCCCCAGACCAACGUCUUCAUAAUCUGCUUCUCCAUCUCCAACAUGACCUCUUUUGAGAAUAUCAAGCUGAAGUGGUAUCCAGAGGUAUCGAAACAUUGUCCCAAUGUACCCAUCCUUUUAGUAGGAACCAAAAAAGAUCACAGGCAGGAUCCAGAACUUUUGCAGAAAUUAAAGGAACAGAAAAUGACUCCUGUCACUGAGCAACAGGGAAGAGCUCUAGCUCGAGAAAUCAGGGCUGUCAAGUACAUGGAGUGCUCAGCUCUCAACCAAGAUGGAGUGAAGGAAGUAUUCGAAGAGGCUGUCAAUGCCCAUCUGAACCCAAAGCCUAAGCGUGAAAAAUUCUGUGCAUUGUUAUAAAUACGCUGUACAGAAGAUCAUUGUAUAAAAAAGAAACCCUAAGGACUCAGUUAUUAGACUCUCUGGAACAUGGACUCCAAGAUAACCUUUGAAGUAUUUCCCAUUUAUUAAACUAACAUGAAUAAUUGUAUAAGGAAUUGAUGAGAACAAUUGAGUCAAAGAUUUCUCAUGUUUACAUUUGAAAGUUAAAUGGUUUUAACCUUCUAAUGUAGCUACUCUUGUGUGUCUCUUAUAUAAAAGUUUAAAAUAUAUAUUUAAAAAUA